Molecule: messenger RNA, 2666 nt
Organism: Trematomus bernacchii (emerald rockcod)
Lineage: Eukaryota; Metazoa; Chordata; Actinopteri; Perciformes; Nototheniidae
Exons: 13
Coding region: 129-2666 (845 amino acids)
Source: RefSeq, a predicted model, not a curated record
UACCUUCACCACCUUCUCAUCUACCUUCUUCACUAGCUACCCAUCUAGCUUCUUCACCAGCUACCCAUUUAACUUCACCGGCUACUCAUCUACCUUCAACACCCAGCUUUAUCUCGUGAGCAGUUACAAUGCCACGUGGUAAAUCGUCCCGCCGUUCCCAGGCUGCAAAGCUACGCGUGGCUGGGACACGUGUGGGACAUCAGCAGCCUGGCAAUGCCAGUUUCGCACCCGCUGGCGGUACGGGUAACCGCCAUAGAGUGCAGAAAUGGCCAAUUUCGUCCCUGACAGGACGACAACACAAGAUGGUCAUACCAGCGGAGUCUCCAGACAAGGAAUUUGUCCUCCUUGUUGGAGCUUCACAUCUCCGUUCCAUCGUCGAUGGAAUUGUGAAGAUGCCAGAGGGAAGGUUUUCCUUUGGUGCCAUGUCCACACCGGGGGCAUGCGCAACCCAGCUGCGAACCGAGGCAGCCAAUGCUGUGCUGCCUAGGACACCAGAUGCAGUCUGUGUGAUGGCUCCGAGCAACAACCUAACAUCCAGUAGGACCAUCACCGAAGCAGGAGAGGACUUUGCGGAGCUCCUCGCCACUGCCCGCAGUCGCUGGCCCAACGUUUUUGCCAUGGACUUCCCCCCGCGCCUUACCGUUGACCCUGACUACCAAGACAUGAUGCGUCAGGAAUUUCGUCGUGUUGCGGCACGUAUGGGCGUGAAGUACACACCGCUUGCUGAGUACUUCCCUUUCAAAGAACUUGACCUGUGGAGCAGAGAUGGCGUGCACUUGAGUGACAGUGCGGGAAUGCCAAUCCUGGUCGGUUCUAUCUGGAAUGCAACAUACAUGCAACUUGUUCCAGCCGAGCCGAAGCCAUCUCCUGUUGUCCACAGAAGAUCACCGCCUGCGAGGAGAGUCACUCCAAGGGUGAUUGUCAAAGGAGAGGUUGCUAAAUCACCGCAACUGGAUCCUUCCAAGUGGACCGUUUUCGGCCAGGGCAGGAAGAGGAGCCAACACGAUGAACCUGAGCAGUCCAUUGAUGCACUUAAAGAAGCAGGGACUGUUCAGCAGGAGGAAGUGGAGGAGAGUUAUCUUCCACUGACACCUGUGUGGUUUAGCAGUGCAAUGUUGGUUGAGAUGGACAAGAUUAGUCCAUCCCAUCUUCCUGGCCCUGAUGAGUGCACACCACCGGUUCCAACACCACAAAAGAAAGCAAAGUUGGAGCUGAAGCAGAGGGCUCCUGCCUCCAAGAAAACCCUGGCAAAGCGACAGGGGGAGGCAGCUCCCAUUGUUGUGGAGGUGAUUUUACGGCCACCUACCAGUAGAGGGACAGUUGCUGUGGAGCAGCAGGAGGAGCCAUUGCCGGGGUUGGAGCCAUUGCCAGGAGUGGAGCCAUUUCCAGGGGUGGAGCCAUUUCCAGGAGUGGAGCCAUUUCCAGGAGUGGAGCCAUUUCCAGGAGUGGAGCCAUUGCCCCGCGCAGAGCCAUCACUGAGCGUGGAGCCAUCAUCCAGCAAGGAGCCAUCAUCCAGCAAGGAGCCAUCAUCCAGCAAGGAGCCAUCAUCCAGCAAGGAGCCAUCACCCAGCGUGAUAGUGGAUGUUGAUGAGGACAACGGAUGCAGAACAGGUAAGGGCUAUGCUUGCAUGUGUUCAGAAAAAGUGCAGCUGGCUGUUGUCGCAGGGACUGUUGUGAGGUAUGCAUCCGUUUCUGACGAUAAAAUAUCUGUUGCAUGUUCUAUAGCGGCUGCGAUCAAACAUUUGAUUGCGCCUGUGUGUUCGUGGAGCAGUACAGAUAUCGAUGCCAUACGUGUUGCAGGGUCAAAGCUUAACUCGUUUGUAUUAGGGGAAGCCCAUAAAAUGAAUGUAAAGCCAAAGAACUUGUGCAGGUUGGUUGAGCAGACCAGUGUGUUUGGACGUAAGUGGAACGUCAAUAUGGGUCUGCCAGUGUACGGCGAAUUUAAUUUGUCUGAAGGGGAACAGGUAUUGUCGGAGAAGCUGCUUGAACACUUAUCCAGGGAUGGCAUGUGUCUGUUUAGCCUAAAUUCCGCAGCCAGUGUCAUUAUUCAACACAAUGACUGUAUUGUGGUCGUUGAUUGUGGCACACGUGCUGCGUCUGGGUUAGCAUCCAGUUAUGGCACAUCUGUAGCCGUGUUCAACACAUGCCUUAAUGACCUGAUGUUUUACAUCAGGAAUCUCAAUAAUUCAUUGAAUGCACAGAAGUUUAGCAUUACAAGACUUUCUGUGAAAGCAGCUGAAGUUAAUUCGGAGACGGCUAGAGUCAUUGAUGGGGAUAUGGGGUGUGUCAGGGGAACAUUCAGUCAGGGUGAUCAACGCUUUAAAUAUGCAGGACUUCAGUGCAUGGCUGUCAGUUUGGUAGGCAUAGCCAAACACAACAUUGACAGCGUGUUUACAUGGCAGACCGACAACCUGGAUAAAGUUGUUGUACUUGGUGACAAUCUGUACACCUCCCUGCGUGACCAACAAGGUAUCAGUGGAGGAUACAGUCUACUUUCGAUUCCAGAUCUGCCCAAGGAGACCAUUAUCGACGGACAAAGAUUUCAGUUUCAAUACAGUGACUUUGUGUCUGGAAAUGUGGAUGUGGUUGAGGGUGAUCUCAUUAAAGCGGUACUGGGAGAGCUGAUUACUCUUCACACCAGCUUUGCCAGACCUUCCCCACAAUAA